AUACAAGUGUAAGAUAUUGUGAAAAUUCAGACGCUAUAGUAAACUGUCGCAUUUGUUUAUUAUUUAUUUUUGUUGUUUAUCAAGUUCGCGUGUCCAAACGUUGUGGCAACAGUGGUAUCAUAGCGGUUUCUGGGUCAUUGCAUUCACAAACUAAACCAUGGCUCACCUACACCACAACUUCGACAUGAUCGAAGUUGAGUCUGACAGGGGGAAACCAAGGAAGAGAACCCAGUCGUGUCUGCGACAAAACGCCCUCACCAUAGCCACAAUGUUAGGAGUAGUCCUCGGCGCAGUUCUGGGCAUCAUCCUUCGAUACUCCAGGGAAAGUUGGACAGAUCGUGAAGUGGUUUAUCUCGGGCUUCCAGGACAGAUUUUUCUACGGAUGUUAAAGGCGCUGAUCUUGCCGUUGAUUGUUUCGUCGUUAGUGUCUGCGAUAGCAAGCUUGGACUUGUCCCUUUCGGGGAAAAUAGCCGCUAGGGCAAUAGCGUAUUACAUGACCACUACGUUCGCUGCUGUGGUGUUAGGUAUGGUUGUUGUGGUUACCAUGAGGCCAGGUGUGGGCCAUAAAACUAAGGACUCGGAUGCUAAAGAAGAAAAACGGGAGGUUUUAACUGUAGAUACCUUAUUAGAUUUAAUCAGGAAUAUGUUCCCACCAAAUAUAAUAGAAGCCACAAUUUUCCAAACUCGCACCAAAUUACAUCCAACCAACGUAAGCGGCACAGAUCUUUAUAAGUACAAAAUCGAUAAUGAAAUUAUCCAAAGUACUAAUAUCCUCGGUCUAGUGGUAGUAGCUGCCGCUUUAGGUAUAGCUAUAGCUCAACUAGGAAAGGAAGCCAAAGUUGUAGCUGACUUCUUCCACCAGAUGAUGGCUGUCAGUAUGAAAAUUACUUCAUGGGUGAUAUUUCUCUCUCCAGUUGGUAUCGUGUUUCUGGUAUCGUCCAAAAUACUGGAAAUGGAGGAUAUUGGUGAAACUUUAGGAUCAUUGGGAUGGUAUUUUGCUACAGUUAUGGUUGGACUGACGGUGCAAGGAUUCAUUGUUUUGCCAUUGUUGUACGUAAUCUUAACCAGGAGGAAUCCUAUUACGUUUAUUAAUCAUAUGUCAGAAGCUAUUGUCACGGCGUUUGGAACUGCUUCGAGUUCUGCCACACUUCCCAUCACAAUUCGAUGCUUGGAAGACAAGAACGGUGUGGACUCUAGAGUAGCCAGAUUCGCGCUUCCUAUAGGAGCAACCAUCAAUAUGGACGGAACUGCCCUUUAUGAAGCAGUAGCAGCCAUCUUUAUAGCUCAAGUAAGAAACGUUCCUUUGGAUUUUGGUACUUUGGUGGCCAUCAGUGUAACUGCAACCGCAGCUAGUAUUGGUGCUGCCGGUAUACCCCAGGCAGGUCUAGUUACUAUGGUUAUGGUGUUGGAUACCGUUGGGUUACCUGCCGAAGACGUUAGUUUGAUAUUAGCUGUAGACUGGUUAUUGGAUCGUUUCCGGACAGCAAUCAACGUCAUGGGUGACUCAUUCGGUGCCGGCAUUGUUUACCACAGGAGUCAGAAGGAACUGGGAAUGUUGGUAUCAACAGAAGGUAGCGCAGAGGAUCCACCAGACUAUAUCGACGGAGAAGCAACCACUGGAAAGAGCAAAUUGACGGAACACUUCCAAGAAAGCAUUCACUGAAUAUUCAAACGAUAAAUUAAAUUCUCCCGAAUAAAAUUGUUGGCGACAAAAGAGUAGUACUAAAGAACGAAAAUAAAAAUGAAACUGUAAAAACGAUAUAUCAAAAAUUGUAGUAGAUUUACAGGUUUAAAAUUUCAAUAAAAUGUACACCAGUGAAUAAGUCUAAAAAGACUGGACUAGGAUUAUUAAAUCAUAUUAGUACCAAAUGAGAAAUUUGGGCAUAAUUUAGUUGUGAUCUUAUUUGAUUCAUUUAUGUACACUUUUCUACGCGCGAAAGUUUAUACUUAAGUUCUAAUGUAUUUUCGUUAUUAGCUUUAUUAUAACUGGUUAGUCAUUGUACUAGUUUACAUUUUGUCUUCUGCUUUUCGCUCUGUUUGACGAAAUACAGUCUCGUAUUAGUUAUUGAAUCAUUUAUAACAAGAAAAUUGAUGCAUAUGCAUCGUUUUAUGUGAUCGUAAUAUCCUUGUAAAUAAUAAUCUUUAAUAAGCAAAACUAGAGAGAUGUUGGCAUUAAAACAAAACCAGAAAAUGUUAAAAAUACUUCAAAUAAACGAAAAAAUUGAUUGCUUUAGCCCGAGAGGAAGAUCAACACAUUUGACAAACCAGCUGGUUUUUCCAGACAAGGCAUCAAUGAAAUGAUGAAAACAACAAGAGUUUUAACUAGAUCUGUGUCAGAAUACUAUUGUUACCAAUGGAAUAUUGUGGAUGGUAAACGCAUGUACGCUGCUAUUGCACUUUUUUACCGUGAAUAUUAUUUUACUAAUAUGUCAACAAAUACAGAACAAAACGUACUGGUAUAAGAAAACGACGCAAACUUCAAUAAACAAGCCAGGUACCAUGUAUUCUGAGUCUGUCCAAAACAGUCCACUGCUCUAAUAACUGAAUACUAUUAGAAUUUAACAUUUCCAAUAGACUCAUUUUAACUAUCAAUGAAAAUAUAUUGAGAUAAUCUGAAUAUAUUGUAGAAGAGAAGGUGUUGACAGAAAGUAAACUAAAGACAUUGUAGCUAGCAAAAUUCUAGAGGAAGAUCUCUAUCAGAAUUGUCAGACCAAAUAAUGAACACGACUGGUUACUUAUUCUCGGAAACAAAAUAGCAUGCACAAGGAAGAUAUUAAUGCUUAAAUGAAUGGCCUAAGAUCAUUAUACCUUGGGAAGGAUAAAUAACAUAAGAGGAGCAGAAAAACAGAGAGUACCCAGACGUGAUCAGAUACUGUGGACUCAGUUAGAGAACGAAAUAUAAACUCUAAAUAACGAGAAAAAGUUGUAUUGACUAUGAAUUUACACGACCAGGGUGAUGUGUAGUGCAAAAAACUUGAAUCGUUUCAAAAGCAAGUGAAGAAGUUCAUGUACAAUGAAUGUAGCUUACAAGAAGCAAUUACAAACUGGCCUUGGUUUAUAGAGAAAGCUAGUGUAAAGAUUCUACGACGUAGAAAAAAGACACUUCAGGAAGAUCCCGUUUUCGCUAGAUAGACGGCUUGAACAAAAUCUGAGGAAGCUGUGAGUCAAAAGAGCGAGAAAAUAGUCUGAGGAUCUAUCCUCUUAAAAGGCAGACAAUAAUUGAUUAGGCCAAUUGUAUGCCUUUUGAGCCUCAUGAGUUGCAUCAACGCAGAGAAAUACAGGUAGUAAUAGGUGCUCUAGGCCUAUAAGGUACUGUAAAUAAACAAAAAUACGAGUUAGAAAUACAACAAUUUACAUUUGAGAAGCAAAUCAACAAGAUCAAAAGGAGUAACGUAGAAUGGCAAGAAAAAAUUAAGAAAAGUAUGCGGAAUCGGUCAUGAGCACGUUUUGUUGCCUACAAGAAGUAACAACAAGCUGGCCAUAAUUUAUGUAGAAGGCCACUGAAAAAAUUCUAGAGAGAUAUAUAAAGACAGCGAGCAAGAUCCUGUCUUCGCUAAAUAGACGUCUUGAACAAAAUCUGAGGAAGAUGUCAAUCAAAAGAUAGAGAAGAGUAGCUCAAAGUUGAUCCACUUAAAAGGCAGAUGAAGCUACCAUAAGCUGCUACCAAGGCGAGUGAAAAAAAUUAAGGGAGAUAGAAAAAAGACAUCGAGGAAGAUCCCUUCUUUGGUGGAUCGACGUCUUAAACACCACCUGAGGCAGCCAGCUGGAAAUCAUAAAAUAGAAUGGCUAAGGAAGUUGGUCAGACUGGAAGUUAUCAUAAGCUGUAGCGACGCAGAGAAAUAGUACCUAGAAUAAUAAGUGCACUAGACGACAAGACGUGCACUGAAAAUAAAUAAAAAUCAGUAUGAAAUAACAAAAUAAGAAAUUUGAGAAGCAAAACAAAAAGAUUGUGAGGAGACGAGAAAACUAUAUCCAAAACAAUUAAUUAAUGUGAAGAUAAGCCUUCUUAGGAACUGUAGAAAAUGUCCACCGGAGAAUCUUUUAUAGCAGGAGUACAUGGAUUCUUCAUCAAAAGUAAGCGCACUUUUUUAUGCUUAAUCGUUUUAACAAGAAACAAGGAAAAUAUUGCUAAACAUCAGAGAUGGAACAGAGGACUAGAAUCAAGAAUAAUAAAUGAAAAUAGAUUAGUACAAUCAAGAAGCAGAUAAGAAAAAUAUUGAAGACAAAGUAGAUAGUCUAUAAGAACAUAUAAGUAUAUUCACUACUGUAAAAACUACAACAAACAUUAAUUAUGCUGCAGUUUCAUCGCAUAAGUUUUGAAAUUUAUCGCCUCUGCUACUCUACUUUAAUAAAAAAAGAGUGCUGUAUUAUUUGGAACAAAACUUUGUAAAUUGUAGACACGCAAUUUAAAAUAUUACUCUAGAUAUUUAUUCUUGUAGCUCUUUUGUUCGCCAACUUUUCAUUCAGCGGUAAUAUAAAACCAUUUUAACAUAUUUUCAUGUCGCAAUCACAAACGAUCAAAUCGAAAUACUUUUGUAAUCAAACGAAGGUGUUAAUGUAAAUAUAUAUCUUGAAGAUAAUAUCUUCUAUUAACCACGAACUAUUUAAGGUGCUAAAUAAGUUGCAAUUAUUCCGUAUUAUUUAAGGUAAAAUUAAAUCGAAUUUUAAAAUACAAAGUUGUUAACAAUGUUGUAACGAAAUAAAAAUUUAAUAUGCAGUUAA
Diabrotica balteata is the source of this 4722-nucleotide messenger RNA. NCBI's taxonomy places the organism in Eukaryota, Metazoa, Arthropoda, Insecta, Coleoptera, Chrysomelidae. The record is from the annotation of a GenBank genome assembly.